UGCUGAGUGUGGAGAUGACGGCACUCAAGGAAGAGCGAGAUCGCCUCCGAGUGACAUCCGAGGAGAAGGAAGCCAAGGAGCAGCUUCUCAAAGCCAUCAGGGACCGAGACGAGGCCAUUGCAAAGAAGAACGCAGUGGAGAUGGAAUUGGCCAAGUGUAAGAUGGACAUGAUGUCCCUAAACAAUCAGCUCCUGGAUGCCAUUCAGCAGAAACUGAACCUCUCGCAACAGCUUGAGGCCUGGCAGGAUGACAUGCACAGGGUCAUCGACCAGCAGCUGAUGGACCAACACCAGAAGGAACUGGGCCGGCCCGCUUCGGCCUUCUCCGGCGGCCACGGCCCGGCCCGGGGGGACGAGCCCGGCGGGGCUGAAGGCAAAGGGCUCUUUUCAUUCUUCAGGAAAAUUUAAACCGGGAGAAAGUACGGGGAGGCGCGCGUGGAGCCUGAGGGAGGGGGCGAGCCUCGCUGUCUGCCCCCUGGCCCACCCCGCAGAGGGCCAGACUCGGUGUCCCCUCUGUGGGGAUGCCCAGGGCCCCCCCACCCAAAGAGAGAGAAGAAAAGGCGGCCGUCCCGUCCCCCACCCCCCAGGCCUGCCCUCUCGAGCUCGCUCCCCCCAGGCUCCUGCGGCAGAAGGGAGGGGGCCCCCGUGAUCCUCGGGCAGGGAGUGAGCUGCCCGCCGCGCUUUGGGCCGCUCCCCCAUUUCUGCCCAGAGCAGAUCUCCGGGGGACCUGCGGCUCCCCUCCGACACGACCCCCCACCCUACGUCGGGAACCCUGGCGGGGGGAGGGUCCUUUGCUGCAUGCCCCUCCCGGCUCCCCUCUCACCCGAGGCCCCGCCCCCAGCCCCAGCGGCCGCCUCGGGCCCUUUGUCGCGAGGCUGCAGGGAGAGCAGGUGUCCCGGGCGGGCGUCUCUGGUGUGGCCGGAAGGCCCGCCAGGGCUCGGACCCAAGCCCCGGCCCCCCAAAGAGAAGGGCGGGCGGGCUCCACACGAGGCCCCCCAGGCUUCUAUCUCCGCCAGUCCCAGGCCUGCACACACACACGCUCGCGUUCUGGUUCCAGAGCUGGGCCCGGACUCGGCGAGGACCCCGACCUUCUCUCUCCCAGUAACCCGGGCCGCGGAAGAGAGGAUCCGGUGGAGGGCCGGAAAGCCUCCCAGCGCCUCCCUGGCCCCGUUCCUGGGGGUGUCGGGCCUCCCCACCCCCACCCCGUCCUCUGCACACGCCGGGGCCCGGGGGCAGGCGAGUCCUUCCGGCUCUCGUUCCUGCCCCAGCCCCCAGGCAAGCUCCCCUGGACAGGUGGGAGGCCUUGGGCUAGAGACCGCCACUGUGCCCGGCGGGCUGCCCUCUUGGGGGGCCCCCUGUAGGGAGUCCGGCCCUCGGCAGCCCUCCCUGCCCCGGCCCAGGGUCUGCCGGCUGCUGCAGGAUUGGGUCUCCCGGGAGCUUCCACGGGGGCCGCAGGGCAGGGCCCGGCGGGCGUAUCUCUAGAUCUGUACAUAGCGCGGGGCUGGAUCUUUUGUAUGUAGCAAUCGUGUAAAUACAUGUACGGAUUUUAUAAUAUACAUAUUCUAUAUAUAAAGCUAUAAAGGCAUAUUUUUAGAAAAAAUGAUACACCGCUUUUGUAAAUAGUCCAAAUGAGAAUAAAAGG
Molecule: messenger RNA, 1641 nt
Organism: Gracilinanus agilis (Agile Gracile Mouse Opossum)
Lineage: Eukaryota; Metazoa; Chordata; Mammalia; Didelphimorphia; Didelphidae
Product: BICD family-like cargo adapter 1
Exons: 3
Coding region: 15-407 (130 amino acids)
Biological process (GO): Golgi to secretory granule transport; vesicle transport along microtubule
Source: RefSeq, a predicted model, not a curated record